GAGAGAAACCCUUCAAAUGCGAAUACGAAGGUUGUGACCGUAGAUUUGCCAAUUCCUCAGACAGAAAAAAACAUUCACACGUUCACACUUCGGACAAACCUUACAACUGCCGGAUAGCAGGGUGUGAUAAAUCCUACACGCAUCCCUCCUCCCUUAGAAAGCAUAUGAAAGUUCACGGAUGUUCUGGAAGGUCGCCACAUCACUACGAAAGCGACGGCGAAGAAUCGAAUACUUCCUCCACGGGAAGCAUAUCAGUUGCAGCUUCUCCUCAUAUUUCCUCCCCGCAAGUACCUGGAGCGACGGCUCUAAGUGACUGGUAUGUUUGUCAAACUACACCUUCAGCGCCUGACUCUUUGAGUGGUUUGGGCCAUUUUGGAACUUUACACCACGGUGGAGCGGCCACUGCAUAUUGA
Leptinotarsa decemlineata (Colorado potato beetle) is the source of this 413-nucleotide messenger RNA. RefSeq names its product pair-rule protein odd-paired. Lineage: Eukaryota; Metazoa; Arthropoda; Insecta; Coleoptera; Chrysomelidae. Gene Ontology annotation, cellular component: nucleus. Gene Ontology annotation, biological process: regulation of transcription by RNA polymerase II. Gene Ontology annotation, molecular function: RNA polymerase II cis-regulatory region sequence-specific DNA binding; DNA-binding transcription factor activity, RNA polymerase II-specific. The record is from RefSeq and is a predicted model, not a curated record.